CUUCCCUUAUCAAAGAUGGCCGACACGGGGCCGCUCUAGGCCGCGACGCGCUUCUCUCGGUGGUGCGCGCGGGAACUGCGCUGCUGCGCGGGACGAGCGGCUGCCUGCGCCAGCGCCGGGAAAGCAGGAGUACUUUUUUAGGCCCUCUGCUGGGACAUUUGGGGAAAACCUAAGAGCUGAUAAUUUCACAGGACUAUGAGAAGAACCCUAGUAAUUUAUGUACAUUUGAUCCUCCCAACUCUGUGAAGAAAGGAGAGAGCAAUGGAACUCGAGAGGAUCAUUCGAGAUACUCUAAUCAGCUUUGCCCAAACUCAUGUUCCAGAUGCUGAUCUCAGUGGUUUGGAUGAAGUUGUCUUCUCCUACAUAACUGGGGUCCUGGAGGACUUGGGUUCUCCAGGGGCAUCAGAUGAGAGCUUUGACAUGGAAGCUUUUGCAGAGAUGAUGGAUGCCUACGUGCCUGGCUUUGCCAAGAUCCCUAGUGGGACAGUUUGUGAAAUGAUGUUCGACCUCUCAGGCCGCCUGAGUGAUGCAAGGAACAAGGAAAAUAUGUGUCCCAAGAGCCAGGAGGAUAAUGUUCCUACUUCUCCAGAACAUCUCCAGAGCCUGGAGGAAGGCACCCAAGAAAUAAGAAAGUCUCAGGCACAUACCUCUCCCCCAGUCCUGGGAAAAGGCACAAAGGCUGAGGAGGUGUGUGAAACCGAUGAGCUACAGGCUGGGAUACAACUGCUACUGGAAAUGUUCCCAUCCUGCACAGUGGGGAGGGCAGAGCGAGCACUGGCCAUGGCUCGGGGGGACCUGGAAGAGGCUGUUCACAUCAUGGUAGAGGAGAAAGCAGAGCCCCAAGCCUUUGGCAGCAACUCAAAGGACACGUCAAGGUUACAGGGAGUUCCCAAGAAGGAAGAAGUGAAAUCCUUCAUUCUACAAAAGUAUAUGAUGGUGGACAGCGAAGAAGAUCAGAAAACUCAUCGGCCUGUGGCCCCAAAGGAGGCUCCUAAGAAGCUGAUCCGAUACAUUGACAAUCAGGUGGUGAGUACCAAGGGUGAACGUUACAAGGACAUUCGGAAGCCAGAACCGGAAGGGAUGAAGUCCACUUACAUCAGCCUCAAACCAGCCCGGAAGUACAAGUUCCACUGAAUAUCCCCACUGUGGGGAAGUUGAGGACUGUGGGCCAGGGGAGUCUAAAGGAGUUGGGGAUAAUGGUCCAACAAGUCAAAAUAAGACAGCUGGUUUAGUUCUGUCACCAAGGUCUUGGCUAGGGGUUUAUGAAGCUUGUUCUUCCCAAGCCAAGCUUAGUUUCAAAGUCUCUCCUAAAACUCCUUCAUUUAAGUAAAGUGGCAGGAGCGAAGCA
Molecule: messenger RNA, 1348 nt
Organism: Sarcophilus harrisii (Tasmanian devil)
Lineage: Eukaryota; Metazoa; Chordata; Mammalia; Dasyuromorphia; Dasyuridae
Gene: CUEDC2
Product: CUE domain containing 2
Exons: 10
Coding region: 262-1134 (290 amino acids)
Source: RefSeq, a predicted model, not a curated record